Molecule: messenger RNA, 615 nt
Organism: Orbilia oligospora ATCC 24927
Lineage: Eukaryota; Fungi; Ascomycota; Orbiliomycetes; Orbiliales; Orbiliaceae
Exons: 3
Coding region: 1-615 (204 amino acids)
Biological process (GO): mitochondrial respiratory chain complex IV assembly
Cellular component (GO): mitochondrial inner membrane
Source: RefSeq, a predicted model, not a curated record
AUGUCGCGGCCGAUCCUCUCCCGCCUGGCCAUGGCUGCCAAUCGAGCCCAGUUCUCUCGAAUAUGCGGACUAUCACCCCACCGAACCCCGAGUUUGAUAACGCGAAGUCGAGCGCCAACGACCAUUUUUCGACGGUCGUUAAUUGCGGCUCCCAAGGAAGGUGGACCGCCAUUACUUCAGCGGAGUGCGAAUAGAGAGUUACCUGACGUUACUCCAAAACGCCGGUACCUAAUCCACGUCCCCAUCUUCCUAAUCUCCAUGUACAUCGCCGCAAACCUUCUUUUCAACUACCAACGCUCUUCAUCAUCGGUAGUAUCCUCGACGUUGUACGCUUUAAGAGUCAACCCGGAGGCGAGGGAGAUCUUGGGUGAUGAGAUCUCCUUCAAAGCGAAGACUAUCCCUUGGAUUCAUGGUACUAUGGAUCAAUUACACGGCAAGAUUGAUAUUUCUUAUAAAGUUAAGGGUAGUAAAGGGGAAGGAACGGUCCAUUUUUUUAGUUUGAGAGAGGGCGGCAGGGCGGGGAAGUUCAAAACAAAAAAAUGGGCAUUGGAACUUCCGGAUGGUGGAGUGUUGAACCUGCUGGUCGAUGAUAAUGUUUUGGAGGAUGAACCGUAG